Messenger RNA from Bufo bufo (common toad), 1166 nucleotides. RefSeq names its product carbonic anhydrase 7 (gene CA7). The coding region runs from base 61 to 861 and encodes 266 amino acids. The record is from RefSeq and is a predicted model, not a curated record. Gene Ontology annotation, molecular function: zinc ion binding; carbonate dehydratase activity. Gene Ontology annotation, biological process: regulation of intracellular pH. The transcript is spliced from 7 exons. NCBI's taxonomy places the organism in Eukaryota, Metazoa, Chordata, Amphibia, Anura, Bufonidae. Gene Ontology annotation, cellular component: cytoplasm.
AACAGGUACAGUGUGCAGUGUAAAGGCGACAGGUGGAGCGACCAGGAGCCGACUGCGACCAUGACCGGACAGCACUGCUGGGGAUACGGCGAGGAGGGCGGUCCCUCUGAAUGGUACCGAUAUUUCCCCAUUGCCCAGGGCGAUCGUCAGUCUCCUAUUAAUAUAGUUCCCAGCAAGGCCGUCUUCAAUCCCAGCCUGAAACCUCUGGUGGUGUCCUACGACCAGUGCACGUCCAUCGACAUGUCAAACAACGGCCACUCGGUCAUGGUGGAGUUUGAUGACAACGAUGAUAAAACAGUGAUCAGCGGAGGACCACUUAAUGAUUCCUACCGCCUGAAGCAGUUCCACUUUCACUGGGGAACCCAGCAGAACGAGGGGUCCGAGCACACCGUGGACGGCAGGUCUUACCCCUGUGAGCUCCACUUGGUUCAUUGGAAUGCAAAAUCCUAUCCCACUUUUGGCGAGGCAGCGGCGGCCUCGGAUGGGCUGGUGGUCGUCGGCGUCUUCUUAGAGACUGGGGAGAAGCACCCGGGACUCGACAGGUUAACGGACGCUUUGUACAUGGUCAGGUUUAAAGGAACCAAAGCGCAAUUUAACAACUUCAAUCCCAAAUGCCUGCUGCCCUCCAGCCUGGAAUACUGGACGUACCCCGGUUCCCUCACCACCCCCCCCCUCAACGAGAGCGUGACCUGGAUCAUCCUGAAAGAGACGAUUAAGGUUUCGGAAAAACAGAUGGAGCGAUUCAGGAAAACCCUGCUUUUCAAUGGAGAGGAAGAGGAAGAGCGGAUCCACAUGGUGAACAACUUCCGACCCCCGCAGCCUCUCAAUGGAAGAAAAGUAGAAGCCUCCUUUAAAUGUUGAUGUCAAAGAACAACAAGGACUUUCUCAACUGCAGAGACCAAAUUCACUGUCCACCGGGGGCUCCUGGGGGCCACGUUCAGCCUUAUACUUUUUAUAAUAAUCAAAUUGCUGUGUUGUUCUAGAUUUGUAUUCUUUGUAAUGAAUGAAAUGUUAAUGUGCUGUCUUCUGUAUAAAACACCGGCUUUCAUCAGCCAGACAACAGGGCUGAUCCUCAAUUACAUCCUGUAUUAUAAUCCAGAGCUGCACUCACUAUUCUGCUGGUGCAGUCACUGUGUACAUAAAUUAUUUUAAUUAUCCUGUACUGA